AUGUAAUCUAGUUAAAGAAUAUUUUAUCAACCCAUAGAAGCAUUUUGUUCAACACUAUUGUGCAAAAUUUGCAAUAAUCUCACCAUCGAUCCAGUUGAAUGUACUCAAUGUGAAAAUCUCUAUUGCAAAGAAUGUUAUCAAAUUUCUAAAUCAUCAUAUGAUAAAUGCCCAGACUAAAAUUGUGCUGGACCCUUUACAACUAAAUAACCUCAUCGCAUUGUUAGGGAUUAGCUUUCUAAAAUAUCAUUUCGAUGUUUCAAUCAUAAUGAAGGAUGUAAAAUUGUAAUGGCCCAAGAAAAUGUAAUUAAACAUAUGGCAGAGUGUCCAUAUCAAUAAAUUUCAUGCAAAUGUGGAUAAAACAUAUUGAGAACUAACCUCGAAUCACAUAAAAAUAUAUGCCAUUAUCAUAAAACCUAAAAUUGCCCUGUGUGCUAAUAAAAUGUGACUUUGUAGGAUCUAAAGAGUCAUAAAUGCUUAUAAGAACUUACACAAAUGAUAAAAUAAUUAUAAGAGAAAUUUUAAGAUUAUAAAGAAGAGUCUAAUUAUGCUAUAAUUGAAAUUAAAAAUUAAUAGAACGAUAGAGAUAAUUAAUUGGCUUAAGCUAAAUAAUAAUUGUAGUAUCUGCAAGAUGAAAAUAGUCAAUUAAAAAUUGAACUACAAACUAAAUUAUUGAAGUUUAAAGAGAAUAUAGAAAAAUAUGAUUAAUAAAGAAAACAUUAAAUGGAAAAUUAAGAAUAAUAGUAAUAAGCUAAAAUGAUAUAGAAUGGAGAAUUGAUUGAUAGCAAUUAAUAGUUUUGCUCUAAAAAUCACAAAUUAAGUUUUUGGAAAAAACCUUCAGGUGAAGAAAAGAGAAAGAAUUGUUCAAAAUGUUUAAAACCAAAUACUACUUGUAGAUAUUUUUGUCAAUAAUGUACAACCUUUAUUUGCUUUAAAUGUUUGUUUCCUGAAUUAAAAUUUGAAAAAUAAUCAAUGAAACCUUCAUGCUCUUCUAAGCAUUAAAUGAAUCAAAUCUCUGAUGAUUUUAGAUGUUCUGCGUGCGACAAAAAAGGGGAAGACAUGAUUUAACCAAUUGCUUUUUACUGUGCUUAAUGCGAAUUAAGAAUAUGCUUCUAAUGUAUUAAAAACAAAAAGUUUAAAGAGAUUGAUUGA
Molecule: messenger RNA, 1149 nt
Organism: Paramecium tetraurelia
Lineage: Eukaryota; Ciliophora; Oligohymenophorea; Peniculida; Parameciidae
Exons: 3
Source: RefSeq, a predicted model, not a curated record